CUAUUUGAGGUUGCGAGUGGAGCUUUAACCGAUGACGGAACCGGAGAUAGGCGAAAACCCAACAAUCCUAAAUCCUAAUAGGCCAUCAGGGGCAGGCAUCUGGCGUGCUCGGAUGCUAUCCAUUGCUACCAACAUUAUCAGAAUUUCUUUGGAAAUCCCAUAGAAAGUCGAAUGUUAGUUCUUUAAAUAUCAUGCCUCGUGAACUCAUGAAUGUUGUUUGAGUCAGGUACUAGUUGAUAUCUUGUAUCUUGCUAAAUUUGUCGGUGGUAAUACUUGCGUGAGAAUACCUAUAUUGGUAGGUAGCUAGAGCAAUGAGCGAGUCUCACACGAGUGCAGAAGCCAAAGAGCGGUCGGCGGUUCUGAGGACGGUCAAACGAAUUAUAGAUUUCAUCUUGAGCAAUUGGUUGGUCGUGGGAUUCGGCCUUGCUUGUCUCCUGGCAUAUUUUUUCCCUCACGUUGCGGCCCGCGGUGGCGUUAUUCGCUCGGAAUAUUCGGUCUUGUAUGGAGGCAUUGCUCUGAUCUUCUUCAUCAAUGGAAUGCAACUUAGCCCGGAGAAGCUUAAAGAACAUGUGAAAAACUGGCGACUACACAUUGUUGUGCAGGGAAUAAACCUUGUCCUCAUACCCGUCAUUCAACUUGCCAUCAUACAUAUAGUGAUAGCCGCUGGUGCUGUGACUUCGGGUACAAUUGAUGCUAGCAUCCUCAUCGGGAUGGUCGUAGUCAGUUGCAUCCCGACUACUUUGGCAUCCAAUGUCGUGAUGACAAGAAAUUCGGGUGGCGAUGAGGCUGCUGCCAUCAUCGAAGUGGUAAUCGGCAACGUAGCUGGGUCUUUUCUCUCUCCAUGGCUGAUAUAUGGAUUCCUUCCCAACGGCGGGGAAUUCGACCGGCUCAGACCAGCAGAAGCAAGUACCCUAGGACCUAUGUAUGCGAACGUUAUGCAGCAGCUAGGUCUCAGCGUACUGCUUCCGCUAAUUGUAGGGCAAGGCCUACGAUGGACUUUUCCGAAGCAGGUCUCUUGGACAUUAAAGACAUUCUACCUAGCACAAUUCUGCUCCGUAUUGAUGAUAUUAGUGGUCUGGACCACUUUCUCAGGUGCAUUCCAAACAGGGGCACUCACCACACUACCUAAGUCAUCGAUAAUAUUCAAUGUGUUUCUGAACCUAGCAGAAUACAUAUUGUUCACAGCUAUUUGCUUCUGGAUAGCAUCGCCACCAAAAAUCUUGUCAAUGCCGAUCAAUGCUUUUGUUGCCGAUUCAAGGUUCGGUUCGUAUCUACCUAAGGCGGUACGGAAUGCGAUAACAAUUAAGAAAAUGCCCAAGGAGCUCGUCGUUGCUGUAUGUUUCUGCGGAGCUGCGAAGACCACGAGCGUAGGGAUUCCUUUAGCUGCUGCUAUGUGGUCUCAAUUGGAUAAUUAUACUAUAUCAUCCAUCCAAGUUCCAGUGCUCUUAUACACAGUCGAACAAGUAUUCGUAGCGCAGUUCUUCACCAUAUUCUUCAAGUGGUGGCUGCAUCGAAACGGUAAAGGGAUAUCCGAUACUGACUCGAUCGCAACUGGGGAGCAGGAGUAUAUGACGAAUGAAGGAAGAGGAAAUACACAUCCUAAGAGUGAGGAGAAUGGAAGCCACGGGGUUCAGGCUGAUCCUGUCGAUAUGAGUGCAGUGCAUGAGAAACCAAGGGCUGCCUAGGCCCUAAGGCGCCCUAAGGCACUCUAAGGCUGCUAGGUCGAUAUCAACUGCACUAAUGGUACCUGAUUAGGUGGGGUAGACGGCUAGUUUGGAGUUAAUUUGGCGGGGCUAACUAUAUCAGCCCACUGCACCUACGGGUAUGACGUGCCUGCCUAUUAAUUCAAGAGCAUGCAUUAGCAUUAACUGGUUCUCAAUAAUCAUCAUGUAA
Messenger RNA from Annulohypoxylon maeteangense, 1893 nucleotides. RefSeq names its product putative sodium bile acid cotransporter. Lineage: Eukaryota; Fungi; Ascomycota; Sordariomycetes; Xylariales; Hypoxylaceae. Gene Ontology annotation, cellular component: plasma membrane. The transcript is spliced from 4 exons. The record is from RefSeq and is a predicted model, not a curated record. Bases 312 to 1685 code for a protein of 457 amino acids.